Molecule: messenger RNA, 1226 nt
Organism: Suricata suricatta (meerkat)
Lineage: Eukaryota; Metazoa; Chordata; Mammalia; Carnivora; Herpestidae
Gene: HELT
Product: helt bHLH transcription factor
Biological process (GO): regulation of transcription by RNA polymerase II; regulation of neurogenesis; anterior/posterior pattern specification
Cellular component (GO): nucleus
Molecular function (GO): DNA-binding transcription factor activity, RNA polymerase II-specific; protein dimerization activity; RNA polymerase II cis-regulatory region sequence-specific DNA binding
Source: RefSeq, a predicted model, not a curated record
UGACUCGCGCCACCGCCUCUCCCGAGGGCGCGUCCUGAGCAGGAUGUCAGACAAGCUCAAGGAACGCAAAGUGAGUCGGCUGAGCCCAGACGCCCUAUGCGCCCCGAUGGUGGGGGCGUCUGACUCCCGGAGCCGCCACCUGGCUGGACCGACGGCAGGGACGUGGCACACGGGACUCUCGUGCGGAGAAUGCUUACGUGGGCAACACUAUCCUAAACGUACAAACCUCUGUUCGCAGAGAACCCCCGUUUCCCACAAAGUGAUAGAAAAGCGGAGGAGGGACCGGAUUAACCGCUGCUUGAACGAGCUGGGCAAGACGGUGCCCAUGGCCCUGGCGAAGCAGGCGCUGGGGACCCUCCGCUGCCACGCUCGCCCCAGGCGGACCUCGCGCGGAUCCACCCCGGCGCCCUGCCAGCCGCUCCGGAUUGAGCCGUGCACCCAGCCUGGUGGGUCGCUGGGUCCCUGCGAGGAGCUCUCCCUCCUUUUGCAGAGUUCCGGGAAGCUGGAGAAGGCGGAGAUCCUCGAGAUGACCGUUCAGUACCUGAGAGCCCUGCACUCCGCUGAUUUUCCCCGGGGAAGGGAAAAAGAACUGCUAGCCGAGUUUGCCAACUACUUCCACUACGGCUACCACGAGUGCAUGAAGAACCUGGUGCAUUAUCUCACCACCGUGGAGCGGAUGGAGACCAAGGACACGAAGUACGCGCGCAUCCUCGCUUUCCUGCAGUCCAAGGCCCGCUUGGGCGCCGAGCCCGCCUUCCAGCCGCUGGGUUCGCUCCCGGAGGCGGAUUUCUCCUAUCAGCUGCACCCUGCGGGGGCCGAGCUCUCGGGCCACAGCCCCGGGGAGGCCUCCGUUUUCCCGCAGGGCGCCGCCCCCGGGCCCUUCCCCUGGCCGCACGGCGCUGCCCGCAGCCCGGCGCUGCCCUACCUGCCCGGCGCGCCCGUGCCGCUCCCGAGCCCCGCGCAGCAGCACAGCCCCUUCCUGACGCCCGUGCAGGGCCUGGACCGGCACUACCUCAACCUGAUCGGCCACGCCCACCCCAACGCCCUCAACCUGCACCCGCCCCAGCACCCCCAGGUGCUCUGACUCCGCCUCGCCCGCCGGGUUUUUCCGCGCGCCCGGCGCUGCGUAGGAGAAAUGCUGUAUAUUGCACAGGUGUAAAUAGUAUGGCAACAGAGAAGCUGGGUGGGGGGAGGUCCCGAGCAAAUUAGUCUCCUGAAGAAUCUCC